Chlorocebus sabaeus (green monkey) is the source of this 3738-nucleotide messenger RNA. RefSeq names its product katanin catalytic subunit A1 like 2 (gene KATNAL2). NCBI's taxonomy places the organism in Eukaryota, Metazoa, Chordata, Mammalia, Primates, Cercopithecidae. The record is from RefSeq and is a predicted model, not a curated record. Gene Ontology annotation, molecular function: protein binding; ATP binding; ATP hydrolysis activity.
CCGGGACGCGUGUCAGGAGCAUUCGGGAAGAUUCUUACGUUGCCCUUCACGCGGUAGCUAUGGACGGAAAAGCCGCCUCAAAUAAAACCAUCCCCCAGAGUAGUUGUGGCGGAAUUAUCUAAAUAUGGGGAGAAAUGGAUGAAGAAGACCGAAGAUAAUGAUGAAGGGAUGAUUUGGAAUAGGAUUCACAGCAAGAGAGACAGAAGGGAAAGACAUUGAAGAAACAGACUAGUUAACACAUGAAGAAAAUGGAGUAGAGGAAAACACGUCCAUGUGUUUCAACUCUAAUGAGAGCAGGUCUGAUGUGAAGGGAGUUGGAGGAGAAGGGAAAGUUUGAUGAUGCACAGUUUGCAUCCCAGAAGGCUCUUGACAACCAAAGUGUCCACAGCAGAUUCGUCCAGUCUAGAUAAACCAUGCACAGAGAAUUUCAAAGAAAAGCAGAAGAGAUUUCCAAACCUUUACCCUAAUCCAGGGAGGAGAGGACGGGACGUCAAAAUAUGGUCUUGAGUAUGGAAGCAUUGGGUCGCAAAGGCCUGAACAACUGCUGAAAUCGAGGACAAAUAUUAUGGUAUAUAGCCCUGGGUCAACUUGUAUUUUAGAAACGAAUUAAGAAAACCAAAACAAUUGCAAAGCCCACCCCAUGCUCUACGAGUCUUCCCUCCUCAAUCACUUCAUUGGCCAGUGUCACGCAAACACUUUGGAUUAAACAUGCAUGGUCUAACACUGAUUGGCAUGUUGAAGAAUCCGUCUGUGGCCAGCGAUUGGCGGGCGUGUCUAGGCUCUAGCCAAUCCGGAAAGGGGCGGGCUGGUUAAGCGUCAGGUUCCUUAGAUCCACGGGUCAGCCCAGUAACUGACUCCUCUUCUCCCUUCUCUCGGGUCCUAGCACAGCGUCAAAUGGAGCUUUCCUACCAGACCCUCAAAUUCACGCAUCAGGCCCGGGAAGCGUGCGAGAUGAGGACAGAAGCACGACGAAAAAAUCUUCUCAUUUUGAUUUCACAUUAUUUAACACAAGAAGGAUAUAUCGAUACAGCAAAUGCUUUGGAGCAAGAAACUAAACUGGGGUUACGACGCUUUGAAGUUUGUGACAACAUUGAUCUUGAAACUAUUUUGAUGGAAUAUGAGAGUUAUUAUUUUGUAAAAUUUCAGAAAUACCCCAAAAUUGUCAAAAAGUCAUCAGACACAGCAGAAAAUAAUUUACCACAAAGAAGUGGAGGGAAGACCAGAAGGGUGAUGAACGACAGUUGCCAAAAUCUUCCCAAGAUCAAUCAGCAGAGGCCCCGGUCCAAAACCACGGUGGGGAAGACAGGGGACACCAAAUCUCUCAAUAAGGAGCAUCCUAAUCAGGAGGUAGUUAAUAACACUCGCCUGGAGAGUGCCAACUUCGGCCUAAAUAUAUCAAGAAUCGGUAAAGACAGUGGAGAGGAAAAUGCCCACCCACGAAGAGGCCAAAUCGUUGACUUCCGAGGGCUGCUCACAGACGCCAUCAAGGGAGCGACCAGUGAACUUGCCUUGAACACCUUCGACCAUAAUCCAGACCCCUCAGAACGACUGCUGAAACCUCUGAGUGCAUUUAUUGGCAUGAACAGUGAGAUGCGAGAAUUGGCAGCGGUGGUGAGCCGGGACAUUUAUCUCCAUAAUCCAAACAUAAAGUGGAAUGACAUUAUUGGACUUGAUGCAGCCAAGCAGUUAGUCAAAGAAGCUGUUGUGUAUCCUAUAAGGUAUCCACAGCUAUUUACAGGAAUUCUUUCCCCCUGGAAAGGACUACUGCUGUACGGCCCUCCAGGUACAGGAAAGACUUUACUGGCCAAAGCUGUGGCCACUGAAUGUAAAACAACCUUCUUUAACAUUUCUGCAUCCACCAUUGUCAGCAAAUGGAGAGGGGAUUCAGAAAAACUCGUUCGGGUGUUAUUUGAACUUGCCCGCUACCACGCCCCAUCCACGAUCUUCCUGGACGAGCUGGAGUCGGUGAUGAGUCAGAGAGGCACAGCUCCUGGGGGAGAACAUGAAGGAAGCCUGCGGAUGAAGACAGAGUUACUGGUGCAGAUGGAUGGGCUGGCACACUCAGAAGAUCUUGUGUUUGUCUUAGCAGCUUCUAACCUGCCGUGGGAGCUGGACUGUGCCAUGUUACGCCGCCUGGAGAAGAGGAUUCUGGUUGAUCUCCCCAGCCGGGAGGCCAGGCAGGCCAUGAUCUACCACUGGCUGCCUCCUGUGAGCAAGAGCAGGGCCUUGGAGCUGCGCACAGAGCUGGAGUACAGUGUGCUGAGCCAGGAGACUGAGGGCUACUCAGGCUCAGACAUUAAGCUCGUCUGCAGGGAAGCAGCCAUGCGGCCCGUGAGGAAGAUCUUUGAUGCACUUGAAAAUCACCAGUCAGAAAGCAGCGACUUACCAGGGAUCCAGUUGGAUACAGUAACCACUGCCGACUUUCUGGAUGUGCUAACUCAUACCAAGCCCUCCGCAAAGAAUCUGGCUCAGAGAUACUCAGCCUGGCAAAGAGAGUUCGAGUCUGUUUGAAACCACAUUUACCCUGACCCGGCCACAAAGGCCUCCUAGUUUAUUAGUGUCCGUGGGAGAAGAACAAAAUGAUUGGAAUGGAAAAGAGAAAAUUAUUCUUGAAGACUGGAUUAACUUGAGCCACUGUAUUGUUUGGAUAGCUGAGAUAUAUUUAUUAACUUAUCAUUACUGAUGUCAGCAAAAUAUUGAGGGUUUCAGUUACAUACAUAUAUGUGCUAUUAGGUCAUACAAUGGAGAUUUUUCUGACAAUUAGACUCCAUAAAAUUUUAAUGAACAAUUUUCUGUAAUGUUACUCAUUUGUAAACUUUUGAAGAAAAAGAUGUACUUAGAAAAGUUGUGUUGGCCAGGCACAGGAUGACCUUGAGUUGGGGCAGCCAAGUAGAAGCUAAGCUUGACAGGCACUGCCCAGCGGACAGUCCCAGGGUGAAGAAGGAUGAGGGCAGGGAAGGCAAUGCAGUCUGUUUCUCAUUGUGGACAAUACUCUGUAUCUCAUCAGCUCUCCCUAAUUCUGACUCCAUCCAGCUUUGUCAGCAGCAAACCCCUCCCAAACUAAGCCCCACUCAGAAAUGUCACUGAGCAUUCUGAUCCUAGAGCUAAUAGCCGGGGUGACUAGCACACCAUCACCAUCAGCUGCCAGUAUGACUGUUUUGGGUUCUGGCCCCCAAUAACAUCUUUUAACUCUUCACAUCUCACAUCCGGUGUGCUCUGCCCUUCUCUUUCCAUUGCCACAGCUUCUCAUCAGAACCAAAGCUUAGGAUGGGGCACCUGAGCUUCGAGAAUAUUCAUUCCAAGUCUUCCCUGCUCUUAGGCUCUUCCCCCUCUCCUUAAGGGGUUAUAAACAGCUAGAAGCAUCUCUCAGAAACUCACAAUCCGAGGGAUCUACUUUGAACCCUUGAUAAAUUUUGAAGGCUUCCCCUAAGUAAUGCGACUUCUUUUCCCCCACUAGAACUUACCUAUGGGAAAUUACCUUCUUUUCUCUUCCUUGCCUUGUUUUCAUCAUCCCUGCAGACAGACUCUUCAAGAGGAAAAACUUCCAAAAAGAGACACUUUGGAUAGCUAAAUAUCCCAAAGGAUUUUUACCCUUUUAAACAAAACUAAAGCAUGUUUUGGGGUAUUGAUUAUUUUGAGAUUAUUCUCAAACGCCUCUUUAAACAUCAUUUCAUGGAAAAUAUCAAAUUGAAAAUAUACCUUAUUUAACAAAUUGAAAAGAAAAAAGAUUUCAUCUCA